Prionailurus viverrinus (fishing cat) is the source of this 2026-nucleotide messenger RNA. It is a transcript of the gene CSTF1, whose product is annotated as cleavage stimulation factor subunit 1. The transcript is spliced from 6 exons. The record is from RefSeq and is a predicted model, not a curated record. Gene Ontology annotation, cellular component: mRNA cleavage stimulating factor complex. The coding region runs from base 172 to 1467 and encodes 431 amino acids. Gene Ontology annotation, biological process: mRNA 3'-end processing. Gene Ontology annotation, molecular function: protein binding; RNA binding. NCBI's taxonomy places the organism in Eukaryota, Metazoa, Chordata, Mammalia, Carnivora, Felidae.
AGACUUUGGCCCUUCUAGCGCCUGCGGUGCCCUCCGGGACCCGACAUUUGUCAGCGAGACAGCAUUUCCUUGGCGUCAGUCAGCGUUGUCGCGCAAGAGAUAAAGUCGGAGGAGGUUAACGAACCCCUCGAACGCGCCACUGCCAGGGAGAUUGUCUUCGUCUUCUCCGAGAUGUACAGAACCAAAGUGGGCUUGAAGGACCGCCAGCAGCUGUACAAGCUGAUCAUUAGCCAGCUGCUCUACGAUGGCUAUAUUAGCAUUGCUAAUGGCCUCAUCAACGAAAUCAAGCCGCAGUCUGUCUGUGCGCCCUCGGAGCAGCUCCUACACCUCAUCAAACUAGGAAUGGAAAACGACGAUACUGCAGUUCAGUAUGCAAUUGGUCGUUCAGAUACAGUGGCCCCUGGCACGGGGAUUGACCUGGAAUUUGAUGCCGACGUCCAAACUAUGUCCCCAGAGGCUUCAGAGUACGAAACAUGCUAUGUCACAUCCCACAAAGGCCCCUGCCGCGUAGCCACCUACAGCAGAGACGGGCAGUUAAUAGCCACCGGAUCUGCCGAUGCUUCCAUAAAGAUACUUGACACGGAAAGAAUGUUGGCCAAGAGCGCCAUGCCAAUAGAGGUCAUGAUGAAUGAGACUGCACAACAGAACAUGGAAAACCACCCAGUGAUCCGAACGCUUUAUGACCACGUGGAUGAAGUCACAUGUCUCGCUUUCCACCCAACAGAACAGAUCCUUGCCUCUGGUUCCAGGGAUUAUACUCUGAAGUUAUUUGAUUAUUCCAAACCAUCUGCAAAAAGAGCCUUCAAGUACAUUCAGGAAGCUGAAAUGCUACGCUCUAUCUCUUUUCAUCCUUCCGGAGACUUUAUACUCGUCGGGACUCAGCAUCCUACUCUUCGGCUUUAUGAUAUCAACACGUUUCAGUGUUUUGUCUCUUGCAAUCCUCAAGAUCAACACACCGAUGCUAUAUGCUCCGUUAAUUACAAUCCCAGCGCCAACAUGUAUGUCACCGGUAGCAAGGACGGCUGCAUCAAGCUGUGGGAUGGUGUUUCAAAUCGGUGCAUCACAACCUUUGAGAAGGCGCAUGACGGUGCUGAGGUUUGUUCUGCCAUUUUCUCCAAAAAUUCCAAAUACAUUCUCUCCAGUGGAAAAGACUCCGUAGCUAAACUUUGGGAGAUAUCAACAGGACGAACACUGGUCAGAUACACAGGGGCCGGCCUGAGCGGGCGGCAGGUGCACCGGACGCAGGCCGUGUUCAACCACACCGAGGACUACGUGCUGCUGCCGGACGAGCGGACCAUCAGUCUGUGCUGCUGGGACUCCCGUACCGCCGAGCGUCGGAACCUGCUCUCCCUGGGCCACAACAACAUCGUGCGCUGCAUAGUGCACUCGCCCACCAACCCCGGCUUCAUGACGUGCAGCGACGACUUCCGAGCCCGGUUCUGGUACCGGCGAUCCACCACGGACUAGCCCGCCUUCCUUGCCUAGGGUUCUUUUCUCGAGGACUGUGCCCCUGCCCCCACCGGGUCCCGUCACCAGCUUCGGUAGUAAGUCACCGCGCCACCUGGCGGUUGUGCCGCCACCUCUCCGUCCUUGGAUUUGUACAAAAGAAUCUUUUUUUACCUUGAUGCAGAAUCAUGGUGGGAAAAGUGGGAAACGCAGAUCCGUGCGGUUGCUCUGCAUUCACUGAUUAUCACAGUGUGAUUUUCAUCGGUUUUGUAAAUACAGGACUUGCCACUUCUCUUGAAUCUCUUGAUCAUUUGAGGAAAGGUGGAGUUUUAAAGUGCUUUCUAGAUCUCAAGUGGAUCUGUCGUGAGGGAUUUUCAUCCGGUGGUUCUGUCGACUUCUGUGCCUCUUCUACACACACCCUCUUUGUGUCUUUCUUUUCAGGACACAUUUUGGCAGGUAGGUGGGCCUGCAGCUCUGAGAAUCCAGAGCGUCGUGCCGUUUUAAAACCAGUUUAGAGAAUCCAUCAGUCCUAUCCCGAAAUGAUACCAUUCUGAUAAUAAAGCUCAGAUCUGCAACUUCA